GGGAAUUUGGUUCCUAAAGCUUCAACAUUUCCAUCUGGAAUUAAAGCACUAGCAGAUUAUGUCCAUGGCAAAGGAUUGAAGCUUGGAAUUUACUCAGAUGCAGGAACUCAAACAUGCAGCAAAACUAUGCCUGGAUCACUAGGCUAUGAAGAACAGGAUGCCAAGACUUUUGCUUCAUGGGGAAUUGAUUACUUGAAGUAUGACAAUUGCAACAACAACAACAUAGACCCAAAGGAAAGGUAUCCUAUAAUGAGCAAAGCUUUGCUAAACUCCGGAAGGUCCAUCUUUUUCUCUCUAUGUGAAUGGGGACAAGAAGAUCCUGCAACUUGGGCACAAUCUGUUGGAAAUAGCUGGAGAACAACCGGAGAUAUUGGUGACAAUUGGGAUAGUAUGACUUCCCGGGCAGAUCAAAAUGACCAAUGGGCAUCUUACGCUGCUCCGGGUGGAUGGAAUGAUCCUGACAUGUUGGAGGUUGGAAAUAGAGGCAUGACAACACAAGAAUAUCGUUCCCACAUCAGCAUAUGGUCAUUAGCUAAGGUUCGUGGCAGAAGUACCAUUACCGUUUGA
Messenger RNA from Ilex paraguariensis (yerba mate), 567 nucleotides. NCBI's taxonomy places the organism in Eukaryota, Viridiplantae, Streptophyta, Magnoliopsida, Aquifoliales, Aquifoliaceae. The record is from the annotation of a GenBank genome assembly.